AUGGCUGAAACAUUGCCGCUUGAAAUUCUUCGGAACAUAUUCGACUACGUGGAUGUUAACCUCGCACCAUAUGCCUGUGUCUGCCGGCAAUGGCAGGUCGCCGUUGAGCAAUUCCUCUUCGCCAGUCUGCUUAUCGAUUCGGCAGACCUUGAGGACUUCCGUCAGAUUGUUCUUUCCUCCCAUUCCGCCAGUCGGUGUUUUCAUAUGAGGCGUCUCUAUUUCAAGGUUAUUCUCCCAGAAUAUAGUGUUGCCGCCCGGGGCCACUAUGAAAACCGAAAUGACCGCGAUGGCAACAGCAAGGUCUUCACACAGGCCAUAACAUCUCUCUUUGAAAUUUUGAGCUCAUGGCCUGAUGUCCAUCGCCACCAGCUCUCACUGGAGAUUUGCGCUGAGUCUCCUAGUGAUUGGGAUGCGGAGACAAGCUUUGAUGCACAAUGUACCCGUCUAGAAGAACACUACGCUUACCCAAGGCAGGAGCUGCUACACCGGAGAUACGAACGUUCUUAUCUGCAGCUGACGGAGAUAACACUACCCAACGUCGAGUGUGUUACCUCAUUGGACAUAUUGGGCUAUGGCCAAUACCGCAAUAUUUUAACAGGAUCUGUAUCUGAGAUGGUGGCUCGUCUUCCACGACUGGAUACUAUCAAUGCUGAGCUCCGCGACAGUGGGAGAAGAGGUGCCGCAGCAUCUGAUAAUCUUGAUGAUUCCCAUAGUGCUACUUGGCCUUCGUCCCUGCGGCAUCUACGACUGAAGUAUGAGGCAAGCCAACGCUACGGCAUGAACUUCCCCCCACCAGCAAAUCCACACCUAUGCCUUGCUUUACACCGAUUGACUCAGCAGUUAAAAACUGUUGAAUUGUCACAAAUCAUGAUCGAUCCUGAAUUAUUCUGGCCCGCCAAUGCCAACGACACCACUCCAUCCUGGCCAAAUCUUAUCAAAAUUGACAUAAGCUACAAACGUGCACGUAAUAUGCGUUAUGGUCGCCUCCAAACCUUUGCAGGCGAACAACACCUUUCGUCCGGUAGACCGUCGAGCAAACAGCUGGAUGAGUUAUAUCUCGCUGCUGGACGCGCUGCACAAUACAUGCCUCGGCUUAAUUCCAUGAAUCUUGAUAUUAGCAUAUCCAAUUCGUCGGGAAGUCAGCAUUAUUUCAAAUACGAUGCAACUUCGGGCACAGCAACAUGGAGGCGCUCCUCGGAUUACCGCCCGCCGAAUGAAGUCCAAGAAGCAUGGGAUAUCGCGGCAAGGGGUCAUGGACAUGCUCAGAUGUAUGCUGACUUUCGUUCUACAGAGGAUUCUGCUAGUGCGUAA
Penicillium verrucosum is the source of this 1311-nucleotide messenger RNA. RefSeq lists its product as uncharacterized. The transcript has 3 exons. Lineage: Eukaryota; Fungi; Ascomycota; Eurotiomycetes; Eurotiales; Aspergillaceae. The record is from RefSeq and is a predicted model, not a curated record. Gene Ontology annotation, molecular function: protein binding. Bases 1 to 1311 code for a protein of 436 amino acids.